UGAAGCGGCUCUCUUUUCUCGGCCAAUCGAAUAGAGACUAUGAGGUGGUGGAAUUGAUAAACACAGAGAGAGGAUUUAUAUAGAACUAUAUACUGAUAGAAUGGACUGAUAAGCUGCACUCACUAUCUUAAUUAGUGCCGGCGCCGUUAAAUACUUGUGCUGCAAGUUGCUGCCCCACAGUACCGGAUUGGAGAAUCAAUCAUGCAGUUCGGAGUCUUAGGCAGCGGCAUAAUUGGCCUCACGACCGCCCUGGAGCUGCAGCAGCAGUUUCCCUCGGCGCAGGUCUCAAUAAUUGCCGACCGCUUCAACGAGGACACAGUCAGCUAUGUGGCGGCGGGCAUCUUCCGGCCAGGCACCAGUUUCAUGGGCCCCACCCAGGAAAUUACGCAGCAAUGGAUGACGGACGCCUUCAACUACUGGGAUGAGCUGCGCCGCUCCAAGGAGGCUCCUCUGGCAGGGGUGUGCCAGCUGUCGGGCUAUAUCUACUCGCGCACCUCCCCCUCCAUCGUACGGAACCACUUCAUUGAGAAGCUUCUUCCCGUGUACAGACGCGCCACGGAUGAAGAGCUGAAGCUGUGCCAGGGCGGCUGGAAGUACGGCUCCUUUUUCACCACCUGCUUGACUGAAAGUCGCCUCUUCCUGCCGUAUGCCACGAACAAAUUCCUUGAAAACGGCGGGCAAGUGGUUCGCCAGCAUGUGAAGAACUUCUUCGAUGUGCAGCAGAACUUUGAUGUCCUGGUCAACUGCACUGGCAUGGGCGCCAAGGAGCUGUGUAAUGAUCAGCACCUGGUGCCCAUUCGGGGUCAGGUACUGAAGGUGCGAGCGCCGUGGAUCAAGACGGCCUUCUAUGGUGACUAUGACACCUACGUGCUGCCAGGCUUCGAGACGGUCACCUUGGGGGGAUGCCGGCAGUUCGAUAGCUACAACACAGAGUGGUGCAAGUACGACAGCAUGGCCAUCAAGGAGCGUUGCUACGACCUGCUUCCGAGCCUCAAGAAAGCGGAGAUUGUCAGGGAGUGCGUGGGACUUCGUCCGCACCGUGCGAUCGUUCGCGUGGAGCCGGAGCUGGUCACGAAUGCGGAGGGAAGGCGCCUGAAAGUUGUUCACAACUACGGACACGGAGGGUACGGCGUGACCACAGCUCCUGGAACAGCCAAAUACGCCGUGAAGAUUGUACGCGAAAUGCUGGCUGGGAAUAGCAAGCUGUAGGCUCUAGAGCGCUGGUGCAUUGUUAUUUGUUGAUCAUUAAACUGUUAAACUGUUUACAAGCCCAAUCAAAGCCACGCAGAAUC
Molecule: messenger RNA, 1292 nt
Organism: Drosophila persimilis
Lineage: Eukaryota; Metazoa; Arthropoda; Insecta; Diptera; Drosophilidae
Gene: Daao1
Product: D-aspartate oxidase
Exons: 4
Coding region: 202-1209 (335 amino acids)
Molecular function (GO): FAD binding; D-amino-acid oxidase activity
Source: RefSeq, a predicted model, not a curated record